Molecule: messenger RNA, 2491 nt
Organism: Rhinichthys klamathensis goyatoka
Lineage: Eukaryota; Metazoa; Chordata; Actinopteri; Cypriniformes; Leuciscidae
Product: threonine synthase-like 1
Exons: 2
Coding region: 82-2262 (726 amino acids)
Biological process (GO): amino acid metabolic process
Cellular component (GO): cytoplasm
Molecular function (GO): pyridoxal phosphate binding
Source: RefSeq, a predicted model, not a curated record
GCUAUGCGCGCACGUGAAAGUGAGAUUGGGCUGUUAGUCAGAUAAACGUUGUGCUUUAGAUUAUAUGAUCUUUUUUCCAAGAUGAUCCCUGCAAGUUUCGGCCAGCUGUUGGCUAAAGGGAUCAAGCUGAGGACCCACCUGCUAUUUGCGCCUUCAUACUUCGCUACAGCACGGCUAUCAAAUCAAAACUCUAAACCGCAUGCAAGAAACAUUCUCCUGAUGGGUCCUCCUGGAGCAGGGAAGACCUGCGUAGGGCGGAUUGUGGGACACAGACUAGGUAUGCCCGUUAUUGAUAUAGAUGACGAUGUUCUCGAAAGGACGUGGGGAAUGAGUGUGGCGGACAAGCUCUCUGAAAUCGGUGGUGAUGGUUUUAUCGAAGAAGAAGGUAAAGCAGUGUGCAGAUUUGCAGCCACAGGAAGUGUCAUCUCUCUGACCGGCUCCAAUCCCCUGCAUUCGGACGCCAUGCGGCACCUGAAGCGCUCUGGACUGGCCGUGUACCUGGAUGUGGACACAGAAGAUAUCAUGCAGAGACUCUCUCGAAUGAAGGUGAACAGGAUUGUGGGUCAGGAUGCUGGUGUUUCUAUGAGAGAGAUAUUACAUUACCGGAAGCAGUUUUAUGAGAAAUGGCUAGAUGCGAGAGUCCUUUGUGGAACGGGAGACUCCGUGGAGGACGUGGCUGAUAAAGUCCUGAGGACUCUGCUCAGAUAUGAGGAUUCAGAAUCAGAGAUGUUUGUUUCAACGAGGAGCCAAAUGUCAAGUGACCCCAAGUUCUUCAGUGAUGUCGUCAUAGAGGGUCUUGCACCAGAUGGAGGGCUUUACGUACCAAAAAAAGGUUUCCCCAAACUGGGACCUUCAGAAUGGUUGAGAAUAUCCAGCAUGCCGUAUGCCACGAGAGCUGUGGCCAUACUGGAAAACUGUAUCCAUCCUUUGGACGUGUCCCCUGUAGAAUUGAGCACAAUGGUGUGUCGUGCUUACGGCCAGAACUUCGCCGAUCAGUCGGUUGCGCCACUAAAGCACCUCACUGAUCAUCAGUAUCUUCUAGAACUCUUUCACGGCCCAACUGCCUCUUUUAAAGACCUGGCACUGCAGUUGAUGCCUCAGCUGUUUGCCCACUGCCUGCCACAGAUGUGCAACUACCUGAUUCUAGUGGCCACAUCUGGAGAUACCGGAAGCGCGGUGCUGAACGGCUUCAGAAAUCUUAAAGACAGUGACCGGGAGAGGAUCGGCGUGCUUGUGUUUUUCCCGGAGAACGGAGUGAGUGAGAUUCAGAAGGUACAGAUGACAGGAUUUCAAGAGGGCAAUGCCAAGUCCAUCAGCGUCCUGUCCGAUUUUGACUUCUGCCAGAGGAGCAUUAAACGAAUGUUUGGGGACUCGAGCUUGAUCGGACAUUUAGCUGUGGAAUAUGCCACGGUUCUCAGCACCGCAAACUCGAUAAACUGGGCCCGACUGCUUCCUCAGGUGGUCUAUCACUGCUCGGCGUACAUGGACCUGCUUAGAAAGGGCACGCUGACUUUUGGAGACCCCAUUGACGUGUGCAUCCCUACCGGAAACUUUGGCAAUGCCAUGUCAGCCCUGUAUGCCAAACAAAUGGGAAUCCCCAUACGGAAGGUGAUCUGUGCAUCCAAUCAUAACUGCAUCAUAUCCGACUUCGUCGCUAGCGGCAAGUAUGAUCUCCGCAACCGGAAACUGCAGGUUUCAAACUCCCCUGCUAUUGAUAUCCUGAAGUCUUCCAACCUUGAGAGGUUCAUCCAUCACGCUUCCGGUGGUGAUGGAAGUCUUGUCAGAGAUCUGUUUUUGAAUCUAGAAAGAGACCGCAUCUUUAAAGUGUCGGAGACUUUACGGCAGAAGAUAAAUCUGGAAGUUCAAGCUGGUUGGUGCUCUGAGGAAGACUGUUUGAGGGCCAUACGGGAGGUGCACGCGACAACAGGCUUCAUAAUGGACACUCACACAGCGGUGGGGAAAGUAGUCGCCGAUCGUAUACAUGACGAAACCUGCCCGCUUGUCAUAUGCUCCACCGCACACCACGGGAAGUUUGCUCCGGCUGUCUUAAAAGCCCUUCAGUGUCAAGAUAUCCCACCGGAUCCUGUUGAGCAGUUGGAUGAACUCUGCAGGAUUGGAGGCCGAGAGCAGAUGCAUGACGCUCUGCUGAAGUGCAUGGGAAACAGCGGAUAUAAUCCACAUAAAGUAUGUCAGGCUGACUAUAACACGCUCACAGAUGAAGUAGAAACUAUGAUACAAGACUCAUUUCUGAGAGUCCAGUGAGACCUGCAAUACCUGGACAUGUCCACUUGAUGGCAAAGUCUGUCAAGAAACCCCAAACAUUAUAAUUCCAUCAAAUCUGAACACAAGGUGACAGUAAUGUAUAAUCAAAUGCUUAGAUAUAGCUCAAAUGCUUUUCAUGUAAGUCCAUAAUCUAGUCUUAAUUGUACUUUAUCAUAACCUCUCAGAUGUUUUAUUAAUUUAGUGUUGAUAACUUUAUUUAAAAAGCCUG